UCAACAUCGUGCGCAUGCUGAUAAAGUCGAAAAACCCAUAGUGACUAGAUCCCGAUACGCAAUUCAAACCAUUAUAAGAAGAGUACGUUGUGGUACAUCAAUUAAUUUUGUUAGAAAAAGUGUUAUUUGGUUGUUCUUGAUUACGCUGGCGAGAUACCAGGGAUCAUGAAAACCAUCACUCUUGUUUUCGUUGCGAUUUUCGCAGUCGUCAGCUGUUCUGAAGAUUAUUGCUACAAAGAUACAGUACGUGCUUGCAAACCCACCACCAACAAGCAACUGGUCGCAUUGCCUAAUUGCAACGCCAAGUAUGGAUCCAUUGACGGGCUCCAAAGUGACCUCCAAAGAUUUGCUAACCAUCAUUUCUUGAGAUCAUUUGACCUGUUACUCAUGUCUACUCAUUAUGGUAACUAUGAAAAGAACCGUGUGGGUUUUGAAAAAUUGUUUCGAAAAAUUUCCGACUCUCUUUGGCAUGAGGGUAUCGAACUAAUUAAGUACAUAACUAAACGUGGAGGCGAUAUGGACUUUAACAAUGUUAACACUGAAAUCAAAGAGGAAAGUUCAACCCCCAACUGGGAACUUUAUGAGAUUGAGUCAUUGGCCAAAGCGCUGGACAUUGAGAAAAAUCUGGCGAAAGAGGCGUUCCAGAUUCACCAACAGGCCACAAGAAUAAAAGUAGAAAAUCAUGAUCCGGAAGUGGCGUCUUACCUUGAAGAAGAGUUCAUGCAUGAGCAAAGGGAUGUCAUCAGGCAAUUGUCCGGAUACACCACUGACUUGAGUACCUUGCUUGAUGGGCCUGACAGUUCACUGGCUUUGUAUUUGUUUGAUGAACAUUUACAGAAAGAAAUUUGAGGUUUUUGUAAAUAAUCAAACAAAUUGCAAGUUUUUUCUUUAGUCUUAGUUUUCUCAGUCCUACUCCAUUGUUUCAACAGCCAGAUUGGUUUUUGUGAUAACAUAAUUUUAUACUAUAUUAUUUGUAGAGUACUUGUUUGAAUAUAAUACACAACUUUC
This is a messenger RNA of Cylas formicarius (sweet potato weevil), 1008 nucleotides long. It is a transcript of the gene Fer2LCH, whose product is annotated as ferritin-2 heavy chain. Lineage: Eukaryota; Metazoa; Arthropoda; Insecta; Coleoptera; Brentidae. Gene Ontology annotation, biological process: intracellular iron ion homeostasis; iron ion transport. Bases 166 to 849 code for a protein of 227 amino acids. The record is from RefSeq and is a predicted model, not a curated record. Gene Ontology annotation, cellular component: cytoplasm. The transcript is spliced from 3 exons. Gene Ontology annotation, molecular function: ferrous iron binding; ferric iron binding.